Messenger RNA from Culicoides brevitarsis, 1666 nucleotides. RefSeq names its product leucine-rich repeats and immunoglobulin-like domains protein 2. NCBI's taxonomy places the organism in Eukaryota, Metazoa, Arthropoda, Insecta, Diptera, Ceratopogonidae. The coding region runs from base 18 to 1484 and encodes 488 amino acids. The transcript has a single exon. The record is from RefSeq and is a predicted model, not a curated record. Gene Ontology annotation, molecular function: protein binding.
UUAACGCGAUAGACAAGAUGUCUUCUUACGAAUUUUUGGUUUUUGUCAUUUUUUUGGUGUCAUUUCCCUCGCAAAUUCGUACUUUUACGAAGGAAUUUCAAUGUCGCACAUUUUCCGGAGUUUGUUUGAUUCCUUACGAAAAAGGAGAUUUUUCGAAUAUUUCAAUUGCGAUUCCUGUGCCGUUACACACAGUCGACUUGAUCCCAUAUGAAGUCACGGAAAUGCGAAUUGAGUCACAUUUCGGAAGAAUUCCCGAAACUUUAGUCGUCAACUUUCCAAAAAUCCAAAUUUUACGAAUGCCGAAUACCGGAUUGAAGUCUUUGGAGCUCGUUGAAACGCUCGCUUAUCUCCGAGACCUCGAUGUUGAAGGCAAUAAUUUAACCGAGCUCGGAAAUGCUGACUUGGGAUUCUCUCUGGAGAAAAUAAAUGCGAGAAAAAAUCAAAUUUCGAAAAUUCGAGCGGGUUCCUUGGAAUAUUUGGAACGUCUGGAGGAGCUGAACUUGAGUGAUAAUUUCAUAACGUCGCUCGACGAAAAAGUUUUCAAGUACAACAAGGAGCUGAAAGUACUUUUGCUCGAAAAUAACGAAAUUGAGAGCAUGGAUGGAGUUUUCACGCCCGGUUUGAAGCUCCAACGGAUCUCGUUGUCAAAAAAUUUCAUCAAAAGUAUCAGUCCGAACACAUUUUUGGGCCUCACGGAGUUACGUGAACUUGAUUUGAGCCGAAAUUUGAUCCAAACUGUCGACGAAAAUGCAUUUCGGACAAAUAAUGCGCUUCUGGUCCUCAAUUUGCGACAUAAUUACAUGACAAGUUUCUUCUUGGACGUCAAUAGCACCGAUUUUUACCUUUUACAUCUGGGCGACAAUCAGUUGGAAGCUGUUUUUAUCAUCACUCAACUGGAAAAAGUCCAUUUUUUGAGUAUUUUUGCGGGAAAUAAUCGAAUUCAGCAGUUUCAUGUGCAGAAAAAUAUUCCUUUGAUGAUUCUUGACCUCAGCAGCAACUUUUUGAGUCUUCUACAGCCUUUCCAUUUCAACGAAGGAAGUGUUGACACCCUAAAAAUCUCCAAUAAUAACUUUUCUACGAUGGAUUUUAAUCAUUUGCGACGAUUCAAGAACUUACGGGAGCUCCAUUUGAACAAUACGUCCCUCAAUGAACGGCAAUUUGCGAAAAUUUUGAACAAAUUAACGGAAUUGCAAGUGCUUGACGUGAGUUUCAACGAAAAUUUGGCGAAAUUUAACUUUACAACUGUCAUGGCGCUCAAAUUAAAGGACUUGAAGCUCAACGCUUGUAACUUGCGGAAGCUCCAUCCGAAGGAAAUGCGACACGGGAUGCCAAAUUUGAUGAAAUUAGGAAUUUCUGGAAAUAAAUUCAAGUGCAACAAGACAGAAGCGAUGCUGGAAAAGCUAAAAAAGAAAAAUGCUUACCAGAUUUUGGUCGAAUUAGUUGAGACGGGACCCACAGUUGAGGGAAUUGGGUGCGAGAUGUGAACUGUCUCCUGGACUUCCGUUGAUAACGAUCGAAAUAUGGCAAAAAUUACGCUUGAACAAACAUUUGAAUCAGAUAAGCAGCAGACAUUGUACACAAAUAAAUAUGAAUUUUUAGUAUUUAUGACAGUUUAAUUUUUAUUUUUUUGAAUUUCUUGAACUUUGGAACGAUUUAUGACGUUACU